This is a messenger RNA of Clupea harengus (Atlantic herring), 1030 nucleotides long. Its product is annotated as EEIG family member 2-like. The record is from RefSeq and is a predicted model, not a curated record. Lineage: Eukaryota; Metazoa; Chordata; Actinopteri; Clupeiformes; Clupeidae.
CCAUGACGAAUAAGUAUUUUCAUGUAAUUACAUAUAGACUGGAUCAUUUAAAGCACAUUAAAGGCUGAUGGACCAUGGAAGAUGGGCCUCGGCUCUCUUGCAAGCUCAUGUCUUUGUGCGGAAACGGCUUUGCACACACAGUUUUUCUGUCUCCUUGUUUCUGGAUGAGCUAGCAAAUGUACCACAGGUCACUGGAUGGCUUUUUUGUAAGGUUCGCCUGCUUGACGGCAGCUUUGUGGAGGAGACAGAGAGUUGUGAGGUAUUUCGCAACACUGUGCAAUGGAGGAAGGAGUUUGUGUUUGAAUGUGGAGCUACUGUCAAUGGAUCAACAGGAGUUCUCAGCAACUCCAUAUGUAGAGUUUCAGUCCGUGAGGACCGAAAAGGUGGAAGAUCUUACAAGAAGGUUGGCUAUAUAGACUUAAAUCUCGUUGAGUUUAUCGGCUCUGGCUAUGUGACUCGCCACUGCCUCCUGGAGGGAUACAUGGGCAAGCACAGCAAAUUAGACAACUCACUUCUGAAGGUUAGAUUGCAGGUGCAACUUCUUCAGGGAGAUCCGUGUUUUAGGACGCCUGUACAAGCAACAGACCCCACAUCCACCAUGGCCACAGUGAGCGGGACAUCCGCAUCUCCACUAGAAUGUCCGUCCAAGCCAGUUCCAGUUAAAAUACUGAGAGAUCUGACAGAGACCAGUAGCAGGUCAAUGGAGAAGGUCUUGGGUCAGAACCUAGAAGAGCAGGAGAGGGCGCUGGUAGCAGAGCACCUCACUCGUUUGGACCACACCCGUGUGGACGCCUGGGAUGUGGUGGAGAACUUGUGCCUUGAGCAGCUUGGGUCUCAGUUGGAACUCUCCACACCUAUGGAGGAUGCAGGACUAGCUCUUUAUGUCAGCGAGGAUGGCUCUACAGCUCUGGGGGUUUCUCAUCAAGAGAACAGGGACUCAGAGAAUGGAAUGGAUAACGUCAUCAUUAUGAAAUAAAAGUCUUUCACUCCAGUUAUUUUUGUGAGGUGCGUUUCUGGUGCGAGCCUGACC